Messenger RNA from Salvelinus fontinalis (brook trout), 6613 nucleotides. RefSeq names its product gastrula zinc finger protein XlCGF57.1-like. Gene Ontology annotation, biological process: regulation of transcription by RNA polymerase II. The record is from RefSeq and is a predicted model, not a curated record. Gene Ontology annotation, molecular function: RNA polymerase II cis-regulatory region sequence-specific DNA binding; DNA-binding transcription activator activity, RNA polymerase II-specific. Gene Ontology annotation, cellular component: nucleus. Lineage: Eukaryota; Metazoa; Chordata; Actinopteri; Salmoniformes; Salmonidae. The coding region runs from base 273 to 2042 and encodes 589 amino acids. The transcript has 3 exons.
AAUCUAUGUUUAAUAUAACAAACAUACAUGAAUUAUUAAUUUCGGUUGCCUAUCCUGACGUGAAGUUUGUUCUAUAGAACGUAUUUGACUCUGAUGUGUGCCAUAGAAAGUAUUUGACUAGCCACAAAAUUAAGGAAAUUAAAAGGGGUUAUUAAGGUGGGGCAUUUCGGCAAAGCCAUUUUCUUGCCGCUUGUUUCCUUUCGGGCAAUAAUACAGAGUAGGACCGGAAACAUUUGACAGCGAAUAGGAAGCUAACUAGCCGGCUAGCAGUCAUGUCGAGCAAAAAUAUAUUUCAGACAGAGUUAUCCCACAUUAUGGGGUUAUACGUUGAAACAACGGUUAGGGAGAUGGGGAGAAUCCUCGACGAGUGUGCUGCUGUUUUGGAGAAUGAAGAGAAUAGUUUACUGAAGAGAGAAAUGGAGCGUGUGAACACAACCAACACGAUACAUUUUGCGUCAUUCAUGGAAGUGUUGAGUGAAGGCUUGAUGGAGAAAAUGUCACUGCUGAUGAUGGUGGACGAAACGGAGGUAAUGGCUGUGGAGAACACUGGUGAGAGCUGCGGAGAAGAUGGGCGCUUCAGUCGGGAACUAGCAACACAAAGAGUAGCAGUAAAGGCAACAACCAAGAUGACCCUCUCUGUUACAGAUGAGGUGUCUUCUUCUGAGUCUGACAAUCCGGAGGAGGACCUUGACCUUGCCCCCCUGUCCUCACCUUCAUCGGACGAGGAAUGCCUAAUUGAGGUUGAUCCCAGUCAGCAUGCUGACCCAUCUGCAUCAGACCCAGAUAAACAAGGCCCAGCUAGGGAUGGAGAAGAUGUCCAAUGUGGGGAUUCAGCAGAUGCCUCACACCAAGGACCCCUCACCUGUUUCCAUUGUGGAAAAUGUUUCAAGAAGAAAGGGUUUCUGACGAGACACAUUCAGUCCCAUACAGAACCCUACAGCUGUUCUCCACGUGGGAAAGGUUUUGAUCUGGCCAAACGGCUUGAGGAACAUUCCGUUAAACAACGCAUAGAGAACACCUUCCGUUGUAACGACUGCAGUGCCGUGUUUCACCGUAAAUGUACUUUGCAGUCCCACUUGAAGGGUCACCUAACGGAGGAAACGGUCACAUGUACAGUUUGUGAAAGAAAGUUCCUAGGGAAAAAAAGACUGAAGUGGCACAAGUGCAAUGGACGGAAAAUAUUAAUCUGCUCAUCCUGCCCAGAGAUCUUAAAGACCAGAGAAGGGUUGUCUUAUCAUGAGGAGACACAUUCAGGGGAGAGGAAAUAUAGCUGUGAAACAUGCAGCAAAAUGUUCUUAACCACUGUGUCCUUAAAAACCCAUAUGAUGUCUCAUAAAGAGAAGGAUCACAGUUGUACUGUAUGUAGCCAACGUUUCAGCCAUGCACCUGCUCUCAGAAAGCAUAUGUUGGUCAUCCAUCCUGGAGAAAUGCCUGAAAAACAUUGCAUCUGCAGUGUGUGUGGUAGAUGUUUCGCCAAAAGGAACCAUCUGUAUAAACAUAUGAGGACACACAAGGAAGAGAGACCUUUUUCUUGCGACGUUUGUGGCAAGAAGUUUAAUUCUUCCGGUAAUCUCAGCAGACACAAGAGAACUCACACAGGCCAGAAAUUGUAUGGCUGUGACCUUUGUGAUAAAAGCUUCACCCAGUCCGGAACCCUGAAGACGCAUAAACUAAACACGCACACCGAAGGUGAAGAAAAGCCUUCUUUCAAGUGUGAGAUUUGUGGGGAUGUUUGUUCAAGUCGUUAUGCUCUAAAGAAUCAUAUGGUCACUCACACAGGGAAGAAACCGUUUCAUUGUAGCGUUUGUGGGAAAGGUUUCUUUAGCAAUCAUCUUCUUAAAGUUCACGUUCACAUUCACACAGGGGAGAAACCAUUUGAGUGUGAUCAAUGUGGGAAGAGGUUCAACCAGAAAAGUCAUCUGAAAUAUCACGAGCGUGUGCACACCGGUGUCAAAGCAUUCGUGUGCGACGUCUGUGGGAAGGCCUAUGCUAAUAGACAGAAUCUGAAGCUCCACAAGUGCAGCGCUUCUGCAAAAUUGUAGUUCUUUCGCGCCACAGCUAAUUAACCAUUUUUAUUUUUGAAUGGACUCAUUCGUUAAUGUUCCUCCAUGUGAAGUGAAAAUAGAAAGGAAAAUGAUUUGUCGUUCCUGUUGUUAUGACUGUGCUCCAUUCUGUGUCCUAGCACCAGACAGACGGUGCAGUAGCUUGCUCUUUAUCACAAUGUCACCGUGGGUCACUGUGGAUGUAUUGAUCCUGCUGAUUCUAAUAAGAGACCUUCAUAUUGUUGGAGUCUCUUAUUGAUUAUUUUUGUUGUGUACUCAUUAUCAAUCAAUAUUUCAGCUCAAUUUCCCAAUGUCAUCCGGUCGGCGUGUGUUUUGUUCACUGAGGUUGUUAUGAAUUUAACUUUCUUAGGCUGAUGUCUGUUUGCUUUGAUAUCAAGAUGAUAUCAAUGUUGUCCUGCUUAAAUAUACUUUUUUUGACAAUCAACAGAGAAAUCAGAUGACAGCAUUAGUGAUUUUUACCACAGCAUCAUUGGUUAGGCUUUAGAUCAAAUGUGUUUAUAUAGCCCUUCUUGCAUCAGCUGAUAUCUCUAAGUGCUGUACAGAAACCCAGCCUAAAACCCCAAACAGCAAGCAAUGCAGGUGUAGAAGCACGGUGGGUUGGAAAAACUCCCUAGAAAGGCCAAAACCUAGGAAGAAACCUAGAGAGGAACCAGGCUAUGAGGGGUGGCCAGUCCUCUUCUGGCUGUGCCGGGUGGAGAUUAUAACAGAACAUGGCCAAGAUGUUCAAAUGUAAAUACAUUUCCAGCAUGGUCAAAUAAUAAUAAUCACAGUAGUUGUCGAGGGUGCAACAAGUCAGCACCUCAAGAGUAAAUGUCAGUUGGCCUUUCAUAGCCGAUCAUUGAGAGUAUCUCUACCGCUCCUACUGUCUCUAGAGGUCGACCGAUUUAUGAUUUUUCAAUACCGCUUUAUGAUUUUUCAAUACCGAUACCGAUUACUGGAGGACCAAAAAAAGCCGAUACCGAUUAAUCGGCCAAUUAUUAUUAUUAUUUUUUUUUUUUUUUUGUAAUAAUGACAAUUACAACAAUACUGAAUGAACACUUAUUUUAACCUAAUAUAAUACAUCAAUAAAAAUCUAUUUAGCCUCAAAUAAAUAAUGAAACGUGUUCAAUUUGGUUUAAAUAAUGCAAAAACAAAGUGUUGGAGAAGAAAGUAAAAGUGCAGUAUGUGCCAUGUAAAAAAGCUAACGUUUAAGUUCCUUGCUCAGAACAUGAGAACAUAUGAAAGCUGGUGGUUCCUUUUAACAUGAGACUUCAAUAUUCCCAAGUAAGUUGUUUUAGGUUGUAGUUAUUAUAGGAAUUAUAGGACUAUUUCUCUCUAUACAAUUUGUAUUUCAUAUACCUUUGACUAUUGGAUGUUCUUAUAGGCACUUUAGUAUUGCCAGUGUAACAGUAUAGCUUCCGUCCCUCUCCUCGCUCCUACCUGGGCUCGAACGAGGAACACAUCGACAACAGCCAUCCUCGAAGCAGCGUUACCCAUGCAGAGCAAGGGGAAUAACUACUCCAAGUCUCAGAGCGAGUGACGUUUGAAACGCUAUUAGCGCGCACCCUGCUAACUAGCUAGCCAUUUCACAUCGAUUACACCAGCCUAAUCUCGGGAGUUGAUAGACUUGAAGUCAUAAACAGUGCAAUGCUUGAAGUACAGUGAAGAGCUGCUGGCAAAACACAAGAAAGUGCUGUUUGAAUGAAUGCUUACGAGCCUGCUGGUGUCUACCUUCGCUCAGUCAGACUGCUCUAUCAAAUAUCAAAUCAUAGACUUAAUUAUAACAUAAUAACACACAGAAAUACGAGCCUUUGGUCAUUAAUAAGGUCGAAUCCGGAAACUAUCAUUUAGAGAAGAAAAAAACGUUUAUUAUUAUCGCAUAUACCUUGAUUCUGCAUGCAAUGAACGCAAGAGAAGUGACACAAUUUCACCUGGUUAAUAUUGCCUGCUAACCUGGAUUUCCUUUAGCUAAAUAUGCAGGUUUAAAAAUAUAUACUUCUGUGUAUUGAUUUUAAGAAAGGCAUUGAUGUUUAUGGUUAGGUACACGUUGGAGCAACGACUCCUUUUUCCGCGAAUGUGCACCGCAUCGAUUAUAUGCAACGCAGGACACGCUAGAUAAACUAGUAAUAUCAUCAACCAUGUGUAGUUAACUAGUGAUUAUAAUUGAUUGAUUGAUUGUUUUUUAUAAGAUAAGUUUAAUGCUAGCUAGCAACUUACCUUGGCUUCUUACUGCAUUCGCGUAACAGGCAGGCUCCUCGUGGAGUGCAAUGAGAGGUAGGUGGUUAGAGCGUUGGACUAGUUAACUGUAAGGUUGCAAGAUUGAAUCCCCGAGCAGAAUCUGUCAUUCUGCCCCUGAACAAGGCAGUUAACCCACCGUUCCUAGGCAGUCAUUGAAAAUAAGAACGUGUUCUUAACUGACUUGCCUAGUUAAAUAAAGGUGUAAAAAAAAAAAACGGCCAAAAAUACAGAUUUCCGAUUGUUAUGAAAACUUGAAAUCGUCCCUUUGCCCUAAUUAAUCGGCCAUUCCGAUUAAUCGGUCGACUUCUACUAUGGACCCUGGUUGAAAAGCGGUGCACUAUACAGGAAAUAGGGUCCCACCUGUAAAGGGAAAGGAAAGGGGGAAACUGAAAUUUGUCUUCCGUAUUUAACCCAACCUCUCUGAAUCAGAGAGGUAAGGGAGGGGGGGGCUGCCUUACUCGACAUCCACGUCUUCAGCGCCCGGGGAACAGUAGGUUAACUGCCUUGCUCAGGGGCAGAAUGACAGAUUUUUACCUUGUCAGCUCUGGGAUUCGAUCCAGCGACCUUUCAGUUACUGGCCCAAAACUCGAACUACUAGGCUACCUGCCGCCCCUACACUUUAACUACUAGGCUACCUGCCGUCCCUACACUCUAACCACUAGUCUACCUGCCACAGUCCAUGUGCUGUAGUGGGUUUGAUUUCACUAGAUACAAUUUCAUAUCUUCCUAUUGUGUCCUCCUUCUAUGGGACCGGCUAUAUGUAGCUGCACAGAGGGAAAUUAUUAAAAACGAACUACUUUCUCAGACUCUCUGUGACACCGUUUCUAUGAACGGAACACACAGAGGCUGCAUUUUUCGGUGGUACCAUUUGCUCCACCGAAGACAUAAAAAAUAGUGCAGCAUAAAUACUGGAGGCUGAGACAGGAGGGGUCAGGAGACACUGUGGCCCCAUCCGAUGAUAUCCCCGGACCAGGCCAAACAAGCAGGAUAUAACCCCACCCACUUUGCCAAAGCACAGCCCCCACACCACUAGAGGGAUAUUUUCAACCACCAACUUACCAUCCUGAGACAAGGCCGAGUAUAGCCCACAAAGAUCUCCGCCACGGCACAACCCAAGGGAGGGCGCCAACCCAGACAGGAAGAUCACGUCAGUGACUCAACCCACUCAAGUGACGCACCCCUCCUAGGGAAGGCAUGAAAGAGCACCAGUAAGCCAGUGACUCAGCUCCUGUAAUAGGGUUAGAGGCAGAGAAUCGCAGUGGAGAGAGGGGAACCGGCCAGGCAGAGACAGCAAGGGCGGUUCGUUGCUCCAGAACCUUUCCGUUCACCUUCACACUCCUGGGCCAGACUACACUCAAUCAUAUGACCCACUGAAGAGAUGAGUCUUCAGUAAUGACUUAAAGGUUGAGACAAAGUCUGAGUCUCUCACAUGGGUAGGCAGACCAUUCCAUAAAAAUGGAGCUCUAUAGGAGAAAGCCCUGCCUCCAGCUGUUUGCUUAGAAAUUCUAGGGACAAUUAGGAGGCUUGCGUCUUGUGACCGUAGUGUACGUGUAGGUAUGUACGGAAGGACCAAAUCGGAAAGAUAGGUAGGAGCAAGCCCAUGUAAUGCUUUGUAGGUUAGCAGUAAAACCUUGAAAUCAGCCCUUGCCUUAACAGGAAGCCAGUGUAGGGAGGCUAGCACUGGAGUAAUAUGAUCAAAUUUUGGGGUUCUAGUCAGGAUUCUAGCAGCCGUAUUUAGCACUAACUGAAGUUUAUUUAGUGCUUUAUCCGGGUAGCCGGAAAGUAGAGCAUUGCAGUAGUCUAACCUAGAAGUAACAAAAGUAUGGAUGCAUUUUUCUGCAUCAUAGAUAAAAGUAUUCUGUAUAAAUAAUGCAUAAACCAAUGACUCUGUAUUCAUUUAUCCUCCAAGUCAUACUGUAUUAUCUCUCUCAGCGUGCUAUGAGUACAAUGGGGUUCUAUAAGAUCUCUGGCAAUAUAUUAUACUGAACAAAAAUCUAAAUGCAAUAUGCCUCCCGGGUGGCGCAGUGGUCUAGGGCACUGCAUCGCAGUGCUAGCUGCGCCACCAGAGUCUCUGGGUUCGCGCCCAGGCUCUGUCGCAGCCGGCCGCAACCGGGAGGUCCGUUGGGCGAUGCACAAUUGGCAUAGCGUCGUCCGGGUUAGGGAGGGUUUGGCCGGUAGGGAUAUCCUUGUCUCAGUAUGUAAAAAAUGUAAUAAAAUGUAUGUACUCUACUGUAAGUCGCUCUGGAUAAGAGCGUCUGCUAAAUGACUAAAAUGUAAAAAAAAAAAAAAUGUAAAGUGUUGGUCCCAUGUUUCAUGAGCUGAAAUAAAAGAUU